Tribolium castaneum (red flour beetle) is the source of this 3776-nucleotide messenger RNA. RefSeq names its product testes of unusual size (gene tous). The transcript has 7 exons. The record is from RefSeq and is a predicted model, not a curated record. Lineage: Eukaryota; Metazoa; Arthropoda; Insecta; Coleoptera; Tenebrionidae. The coding region runs from base 42 to 3767 and encodes 1241 amino acids. Gene Ontology annotation, molecular function: protein binding.
CCUAGCAACGCCUAAAAUCGACAAAUCACCAAACGUCAAUAAUGUCGACUUUACCAAUCCUUCAACCCCGUCUUAUUUUAGGCUUACGAACCGAUGUUAAAGGCAAUGCCCAAUUCAUCACAGACGAAGAAAUAAUUUACCCCGUGGGGGCGGUUUUAACCAUCCACAACCUCAACCAAAAACGCCAAAAAUACAUCAAACUUGCAGACAAGGGUAAAAAUGUGACUGAAGUGGUGGUCAGUCCCAACAAAAAACUAGUCGCCGUGGCUGAAACAGGAGAAAAACCCUUCAUAACCCUGUGGUGCCCCUUAACUUACAAAAAGAAACGCCAAAUUAACCUUCCAACUGAUAAGGAAAUUUCAGCUGAGAAAUUCACAGCAGUUGCGUUUACUUUUGACUCGAAAUACAUUGUUUGUGUGAGUGGGGAACCUGACUGGACCUUGUACUACUUCAGGUGCGAUAAGGGCAAACUUGAGAGUAGUGCUAGGGCUAAUAAUAUUAGCAAUACGGGGUAUGUGAGGCAGAUCGCUUGCAAUCCCAACGAUGCUAAUCUUUUAGCCCUGGUUGGUGAUGGGCUAAUCCGAAUUUUGGCUUGUACUGACUACACCUGGAGGCAGUAUGGGUACAGCAAAGGCGAUCAGUGGAACUUUAGCUCAGCCGUUUGGUUAACACAGGACCGGCUUUUGGUGGGUACUCUCGAUGGGCGCCUUUUGGUUAUUGAAAGUGGCGAGUUGAAAUUUGUUUUUUCGGCCGCUGAUUUAGCAGUGAUGGACUUGAAACCAAAAGACGAGUUGCAACAAUCGUCUCAAACCAGCCUCAAAGUUUUGAGUGACGACGAAAUUGACCCGAAUGAGGAUUACAGCAUCCGCUCCCUAAUCCAGUUUCCGCGCGGUUUUGCCUUUGGUUACCUAACCGGAACCGUGCACUUGUACGAAAUGGAAACCCCUCACAAAUUCAUCAAACGCAACAUCUUCAAAAUCCCCGACCACACAAUAACCCGCGAGUACGAGGAAGAAACCGAGCAGAAAAUGACCACAGUCAACUGCGUCUCCAUCAACCCAUCGCAGGGCAAGCUCAUGGUCACUUGCAGGGAGAGCCAGAUCUACAACGCGACUCUCUGGAUGCAAGACUCCGCAAUCACCACCGCAGUCGAGUCAAUGUUCACCGAAUAUGGGCCAGCCCUCCAUAACGGACCCAUCGGGAGCAUGGCGGUGUGCAACUGGAAGCCCAUCCUGCUCACGGCUGGUCGCAACGACCGUACUUUGAAAAUCUGGAACUACGAGACGGAGGAACUGGAGCUGAUGCAGCAGUUCCAGGACGAUUUGUACGGAGUUGCCUUGCACCCGAGUGGCCUUUAUGCCAUUGUUGGCUUCUCGGACAAGUUGCGGUUUCUGACUGUGAUGAUCGAAGAGUUUGAAAUGACGCGAGAGUUUAACAUCCGCGUUUGCAAGAUGUGUGUCUUCAGCAGGCUGGGGUACUUGUUUGCUGCUGCGAACGGGAACGUUAUUCAAGUUUACUCGAGUAUUACUUUCGAAAUGUUGUAUAACUUGAAGGGGCACAAUGGGCGCAUUUUUGGCAUGUCUUGGACGGCCGAUGACCGGAAGAUGGCGUCGUGUGGGAGCGAGGGGGCUGUGUAUGAGUGGGUGGUGCAGGAGUCGAAACGGUUGUCGGAAACUAUAAUGAAGCAGUGCGAGUUUAAAGGAGUUGCGAUUACGACGGAUGGGAGGUCGAUUUUUGUCGUGGCAAAUGACGGGCAUAUCAGGGAAUUGAUGAAUUCGAACGUCCAUAGAGAUGUUUUGGUCACAACGGCCGGUUUGGACUCGAUGGUUAUGUCGAAAAUCGACCAAAUGCUGUUCGUGGCUGGAAAUGGGGGGACUGUUUACAAUAUUAAGUUGCCACUGUUGGAAAAAGCCGAGUAUCACGAGUAUAGCAUUCAUGCCGAUGUUGUCACACAAAUGUUAGUGUCUUUCGACGACAAGUACCUUUUCACCGGUUCAGAUGAGGGCACAAUUUGCUUUUGGAAGUUGUUAAAUACCGAAGGGAAAGCUAUCAAAAUGGAUAAGGAUUUUCAACCGUCGAAGGAUAUCCUCAUUUCUCGCCAAAUCCUUGAGGAACGAAUUGCACAAACUAAGAAUCUUCAAAUGAGGUUGAAGGAACUAGAGUCGGAAUAUGCCUAUCAGUUAAGGCAAAAUGACGUCGUCAAUAGUUUGAGGAUGAAGGAGAUACAUUCUGGUUACUGUCAAGCAAUCGAGGAACUGAAGGAAAAAAACGAACAACUCGAAAAUGACCACGUGCAAGAAAUCCACAACAUCAAUCUAGACAUCAAGCAAAUGAAAUUGGACCAUGAGGAGUUCGUGCGCGAAUUGGAGGCCAACUACAACGAAAAAUUAAUUUUCGAAUACGAGAAAUACCUCCGACUGGAGGAAAAAAUGGAAAAGAUGAGACGCUACUACGAGAAAGAGUUAGACGACUUGAGAAAAGCGAAACAAGACUCGGAGGAGAUAAUAACGAAUGGGUUCCUCGAAAAAUUGGAGGAGAAACAGAUGCAGUUUGAGGAGUUGGUUGAACAAACCGCUCGCAAAACCAAAGCCCACGAAGUGAUCAAACAACAAAUUGAAGAUGACGCCGAUCGAGAGAUUUACGAAUUGAAGGCGGCCCAUGCCAAAGAACUCAAAGAAGAGCAAGAGUUGAACGUGAAGAUUCGAGGCGAAACGGCGAUCGUGAAGAAAAAACUGAUUUCAUCGCAGAAGGAAAUCGACGAAUUGAAAAGCAAAGUGCACACUUUGGACCACGACCAUGCCAAGUUGAAGAAAACAAUCAUCAAUCUUGAGAAAGAUAUCGUCGAUUUGAAGAAGGAGAUCUCGGAACGCGACGCCACGAUUCAAGACAAAGAAAAACGCAUCUUUGAUUUGAAGCGGAAGAACCAAGAGUUGGAGAAGUUUAAGUUCAUCCUUGACUUCAAGAUCAAAGAACUGAAAUCGCAAAUCGAGCCCAGGGAGCAAAUGAUUCAAGAACAAACCGAGCAAAUCAAUGCCAUGGUUAAAGAACUCGAGAAUUUGCAACGAGUUAUUUUGAGUCUUGAUUUACAACUGCACGAAUUGAGGGAAAAACUUUACGCUUCGGAUAACGAAGUGAAGAAGCAAAUUGCGAAGAACGCAGCGAUGAACCGAGCAUUGAAGAAGAUCAAGACUGAUAUUUUCCUAGCGAGUGGUCAGAUUCAGAAUGUCCCACUUCUGAUUAAAACUGUGAAGGAAAUGUACCACAAGUUCAACAUCGACGAAGAUUUCGAACUGACCCAAGCUGAAGACACGGAAGUGAAGAGCGAGUUUCUGAGACAGAGGGAGUUUUUGGAGAGGACGGUGACAAGUCUUCAGAUGCAAGUUAAUAAGAGUACUUCGACUUUGAGUUCGGAUAAGGUGAAGUUGACUGAGGAGAACGCCGUUUUGUUGGUCGAGACCAACAUGUUGCGGAAGCAACUCAAAGACGAGCAGAGGAGGAAGGAUAAGUUGCAGUCGAUUCUCGGGGUGAACCAGAAGUAUUUGCCGCCGAAAGUCGCAAUGGAACGGGUGCAAAAUGCGACAGCAACAAGGGAGGAAAUUAAGAAGGAGUACCGGAAAACGAUCGAGUACAAUGAGAAGAGUAUGCAAGCUUUGAGGGAAGAGAACGACAGACUCUUGAAUAAAAUUCUAGUCGAGGCGAGUAACACGACGGAAAUGUCGCCAACAGCUGGUGAAUUGUCAAUACAGGAGGAUAAUAAAAAUGAUUAAUAAAACAAA